Messenger RNA from Eimeria acervulina, 555 nucleotides. RefSeq lists its product as hypothetical. Bases 1 to 555 code for a protein of 184 amino acids. The record is from RefSeq and is a predicted model, not a curated record. Lineage: Eukaryota; Apicomplexa; Conoidasida; Eucoccidiorida; Eimeriidae. The transcript has 3 exons.
AUGACUGCAACUCUUCAGGGGGGGGGCUUUGAAUUUUCUUACCGCUGCUCUUCUGCUGCCGCUACAGCAGCACGCAGCAGCAGCCGCAACAACAGCAGCAGCAACAGCAGCAGCAGCAGCAGCAACAGCUGCUGCUGCAGCACCGAGUUUACUCUUCUUGCAGCAUCAGCCCAGCUGUAUCUACGCCUUUCCUCCGUGCAACAGCAGCAGCAACAGCAGCUGGCGCAGCAGCAGCAGCAGCAGCAGCUGGUGCAGCAGCAGCCGCAGCAGCAGAAGCCCUUUGCUGUCCCCUUCCAGAGGAGACGCAUCAUCCUGCUCUUCACUAGCAGCAGCAAAACGAGCAGCAGCAGCAGCAACAGCAGCAGCAAAGCGAGCAGCAGCAGCAGCAUUAACAGCAGCAGCAAAACGCCGAUUGCACUGUGCGGCUUCCUCGAUGUCAUCUCAGAAGAAGGCAAGGGGCAAGAAGGCCGCAGCAGCAGCGAAGAGCAGCAGCAGCAGCAGCAGCAGCAGCAGCAGCAGCAGCAACUUGCCUGCUUUUAUGAGGCUCAAUCCUGA